GACUGUGUUACAGCUGAAACUUAAGCCAGGCUGUAGUUUGAGGGUGAGAGGGAAAAUGUGGAGAGAGAACCUGACUGGAUCUGAUCUGAAUAGUAUAAAACACUCCUGAUGAUCAGAGUACAGUCAUAGCCCUGCUGCUGCUGUUGCUGCUGCUGCUGCUGCUGCUGCUGUACUUUGUUCAUUGUUCUAGAGCUCUUCUGGAAGCAUGAGGACCCUGCUCCUGCUCACGGUCAGCCUGAGCGUGCUGCUCGGUGCCCUCGCUCAGCAACCGCACCCCUGCAAAGCUCCACCGUACCUUGAGGGAAAGUUGUUUGUGUUGUUUCCUGAAGGACACACGACGCUGUUCGAGCAGUUUGCCUAUGACGCAGUGGAGGAGAGAAUUCGUGUAGUAGCAUCGAUAAAGCACGACUCCCAGGAAAUGAUUGAGGACAGACUUCUGUUCUUCAGAGAGAGGUUCUACUACGAGAUCCAUUACCACAACAAAAGCUGUGUUAAGACACCUUUCGAUGCUCAAUUCAAUCCCAUCCAAAUUCCCCAUGAUGCUCAUCACCAGGCACAGUUCGUACUUGGCAGCCUCUCUGCUCCUGCGGAAGGACUACUGGUCAACAGCUGGGUUGGAUACAUUCCUGAGACUAAAGCAAACUACUCCAUGACCUUCACUGAGUUUGGUUGCAUUCCAAUAACCAUCCUGACUACCGAUGAGAAAAAGGACCACUUCUUCUCAAGCUUCUUUGACCUCGUUGUUGGGCUGGAGAAUCCAGAAGUCUUUAUCCCUCCAUCGUUCUGUACCUCUGCAAAGGUGGUGGAGCGAAAAGAUGGGAAAGUGGCAGAUUUCUUCUCAGCUCUUCGUUAAAAAAAUGAUCAGCAAAGAUCAUUUCAUGUAAUCAUGCAUCCAUGCAACCAUGUACGCAGAUCUACUCCUCUUCUUCUUCAGUCAUAAAAUGUAUCUUUACUUACAAAUUAAAUGACAAGACCAGGUUGGAAAAAAA
Astyanax mexicanus (Mexican tetra) is the source of this 989-nucleotide messenger RNA. RefSeq names its product ependymin-like 2 (gene epdl2). Gene Ontology annotation, biological process: cell-matrix adhesion. Bases 206 to 853 code for a protein of 215 amino acids. Gene Ontology annotation, molecular function: calcium ion binding. The record is from RefSeq and is a predicted model, not a curated record. Gene Ontology annotation, cellular component: lysosome; extracellular region. Lineage: Eukaryota; Metazoa; Chordata; Actinopteri; Characiformes; Acestrorhamphidae. The transcript is spliced from 6 exons.